GUAUAUUUAACUGCAUUGCAAUAUGUUCUCCUGUAGCAUAGAUUGUUAUAUAACCUUAUGAGAAUACAAAUAAUUUAGUCCAUUCUCAGUAUGGUAUACUGUUACAGAGCACAAGGGGAAAACUGUUCAUGUUCUACAUGGAGAAACACAACUUGGAAGUUUAGCCCAUAGUUUAAAUAUACUUCAAGUAAUUCAAGAUAUAUGCUUCAAGACAAGAAGACAAUAACAAGACCUGUGCUUUAUGUCUACAUGCGCAUGUUACGAAAUUCGAGUUCACCACACCAAACAUAAACAGACACGAGACACUAUAUCUAUAACACUGUACAGUUCCAAAAAUACAUAUAACGUGUGAUUAACUUGGUAUCUAGAAAAAAUAAUACUAUGCAGAAGAAAUACAUUGUCAUUUUCAUUUUUUCAAAAAUGUUUGUGAGGAGGAUCAUGAACCUUUAUCAAUUGAAAGAUCCCUUUCCUUCUUUAAAGUAGGCUGCGCAUCUUAUUUAGAGUACUCUAUUGCCUGUAACAGAUGAUUAUGGUUGGCAAAAAAAAGGUUUACGCAUUUUCCAGGGGUAAUUUCGUAACUCGGUGUACUGCAUAAGGAUUUUUUUUUCAGUGCGGAGUCCUUCUGCUGCUACAGUUGGACUCCAUUUGGAUUGGUAAUGAGGAGCUGAGGGUACCACCGCUCAGUUUGGACACAUUUUGUUCAUGCACACCAUUGCCUCACGGCCACCAUCCGUCGGCAGAGCAUCGCUGCACUGCACACACAGAGACUGCGCGGAAAAAAGUGCUGCUCGGAUAAGCCGCUGGGAGAGGACUAGUGGAGAAGGCGAGGAAGAGCGCAACCCGAGAGGCGACUCCAGCGAUAAACAGAGGUGGAGAGAAUCAGAUAUUAUUUUGGUAUUUGCUUCCAAACACUUACUGGUAGCCGUGUCCAGCUCAGAGGUCAAGUGGAGGACAAGCAGUGGAAGACAGGUGUGGAAACUAGAUCUGCUCCUGAGUGUUGGAUGCUCAUCGCUGAGACGCUGCCCUGACUGAGGACAGAGAGAUAGGACAGAGCUCUUGCGGGAGGAUGCCUGUGUGCUGCACGACAGCGCUGGGCAGGAUGAGGACGGCUGCGGUGCUGCUGGUGUUGUUCCUGGGUCACAUCGUCGCGCCUCUGGAAGUCCCCCUUGACCCCAAAGUUCUGGAAGGAUUACCACAACCGCCCACCAUAACCCUGGAGUCACCGAAAGACUACAUCGUGGACCCACGGGAGCACAUCGUCAUCCGCUGCGAAGCCAAAGCAAAACCCCCUCCUAGCUUCUCGUGGACAAGGAACGGAACGCAUUUUGACAUCGACAAGGACCCCAAAGUCAACAUGAGGCCCAACUCGGGAACGCUGGUCGUCGACAUCAGCGGCAAAGACAAAGCCGAGGCAUACGAGGGCGUGUAUCAGUGCACGGCCCGUAACGAACAUGGGACCGCAGUUUCCAACAACAUAGUCAUACGCCAGCCCAUAGACUAUUUAUCCUCCAUUAAAGCCUACUUCCUGGAAGGGUCCCCCUUGUGGUCAAAAGAGGAUAAUCCACCAAUCAUAGUGCAGGAAGGCGCAUCCCUAGUGCUCAAGUGCAGACCGCCUGCUGGACUGCCCCCACCCAUUGUGUUCUGGAUGGAUCACAACUUCCUGAGGCUGCCCCUGAAUCGGCGUGUGUCUCAAGGCCUGAACGGCGACCUGUACUUUUCCAACGCGGUGGUGUCGGAUUCGCGCACUGACUACAUCUGCUACGCCCGCUUCACCCACACGCAGACCAUCCAGCAGAAGCAGCCCAUCACCGUGCGGGUGGUCAACAUGGAUGCAUUCAAUGAGACAUGGCCAGUUUUUUUGAAUGAAACUGAUUUUUUUGGUGACGGUGCGACUGAGGAUCGCCGGCCGUCCUUCCAGGUGCCGUCGGGCCCCACCAGCUCCAAGAUGGUCCUGCGGGGCGAGGUGCUGGAUAUGGAGUGCAUCGCUGAAGGCCUGCCCACUCCUGACAUCACCUGGGCCAAGGUGAGCGGGGAGUUGCCCACCAAACGGUUCACCUAUCACAACUUCCGCAAGAAUCUGCGCAUCACCGGCGUGACGGAAGCGGACGCCGGCCAGUACCGCUGCACCGCCAAGAACACGCUGGGCUCCAUCCACCACGUCAUCACCGUCACCGUUAAAGCUGCUCCCUACUGGAUCAUGGCUCCUCAGAACCUGGUGCUGGCACCCAGAGAGAGGGGCCAGCUGAUCUGCCGCGCCAGUGGCAACCCCAAGCCCACCAUCGGCUGGUUCGUCAACGGCGUGCCCAUCCACAAUGUGCCGGACGACCCCGGCAGGGUAGUUGAGGGUGACACCAUAAUGUUUGAGGAUGUGAUGACUGGAUCCAGUGCUGUGUACCAGUGCAAUGCCUCAAACGAGUACGGCUAUCUGCUAGCCAAUGCCUUUGUCAAUGUGCUGUCCGAGCCGCCCAGAAUGCUGACCCCGCGCGACAAAGUCUAUCAGGUCAUCAUGAAUAAACCUGCCACUCUGGACUGCUCUUCCUUUGGCUCCCCCAUACCCAAAAUCACGUGGUUUAAGGACAGCCAUCCCACUACUCUGGAGGGUGACCCCUACGUGUUCUAUGACAAUGGCACACUGGUGAUCCCAGUGGCUCAGGCCAUGAACAGUGGAAAGUACACCUGUGUGGCGUUGAACAUGCUGGGCAAAUCAGACAAUCAGGUCUACCUGGAGGUCAAAGAGCCUACCCGUAUUCUGAAGCAACCGGAGUAUCAGAAGGUGCAGAGGAACCGGGACGUGGUGUUUGAGUGCAAGGUGAAACACGACCCCUCCCUCAACCCCACCAUGAUCUGGCUGAAGGAUAAUGGAGAGCUGCCCGACGACGAGAGGUUUAUUGUCGACUCUGACAGUCUGACCAUCACCGAGGUGACAGAGAGUGAUGCAGGGACUUACACCUGUAUCAUGAACACCACCCUGGACCAGGACUCGGCAAGCGCUAACCUCAUGGUUGUCGAGGUUGUCAAUGAGCAACCCGACCCACCCAUUGACCUGGAACUGACUGACCAGAAGCCGAGGAGUGUGCAGCUCACCUGGACCCCAGGGAAUGACCACAACAGUCCCAUUAAGAGUUUCCUUAUUCAGUAUGAGGAUUCGCUCCAUGACCGUGGUAACUGGCACAACAUGACAGAGGUCCCUGGCACAAAGAUCACAGCCCACCUCAAGCUGUCUCCCUUUGUCCACUACACAUUUAGGGUGCUGGCUCUAAAUGAGGUCGGCUAUAGCCAUCCUAGUCUGCCCUCCCAACAGUACAGAACCAAGGCAGCAGUACCGGAUGAAAACCCCAUUGGAGUUCAAGGCAUUGGAACUCAACCUGACAACUUGGUUAUAUACUGGAAGCCCUUGACAGGCCUGCAGUCCAAUGGCCCCGGUCUUCAGUAUAUAGUCUUCUGGAAGCAGAGGGGCGUGGACGAAAAUUGGAAAUCUGUGAAAAUAGCCAACGUCUCCAACUUUACAGUUGGGGGGACACCAACCUUCGCGCCGUAUGACGUGAAAGUGCGGUCUGUGAAUGAACACGGUGUUGGGCCCGAGCCCUCAGCUGUCAUCGGUUACUCCGGGGAGGACUUGCCAAUGGCAGCCCCUGACAACGUCCAGGUCCAUGUGAUUAACAGCACCUUGGCAAAUGUCCACUGGGAGCCUGUGUUCUACCAAUCAGUCCGGGGACACCUCAAAGGCUACAAGGUGUACUACUCACGGCAGGGGAGUCUGCACCAUCACAAUCCACACCACGCAGAGCAGCAGGUCAUCACCUUCAACGGCAACAGGACGCACGGCAAGCUGCCAGGCCUGCACCCUUUCAGCCGCUACACCCUCAACGUCAGGGUGUUCAACGGCCGAGGGGAGGGGCCUGCCUGCAGCAACGUGGAGUUUGAGACUCCAGAGGGAGUGCCAGGGAAACCAUCGUUCCUGAACGUUGUGAACCUGAGCCUGGACUCCCUCACCUUGGAGUGGGGCCCUCCUCAUGACCGCAAUGGACGUUUGACCGGUUACACUCUGAAAUACCAGCCAGUCAAUAACAGCAAUGAUCUGGGCCCAUUGGAAGAGCUCACGGUGGCAGCCAAUGAGACAAGGGUCACACUGCUCAACCUCAAGUACAGCACACGCUACAAGUUUUAUUUCAAUGCCAAAACUCUAAAGGGAUCUGGCCCCACCAUUACUGAGGAGGCCUCCACAGUCAUCGAUGAAGGGCACCCAGAACCCCCACCACACCCACACCCACUCUCCCCAACCUCACAGUCUGACCGACACCCCCUCCACAAGGCGCAUCCAAUUGUUCCAGCUUUCGAGAACGCUAGCUUUGCCCUGAGAGAGGACGGAGUGCUUGUCAGUUGGGAGUACUUGGGACCUGAAAACAAAGUUUAUGUCGAAUAUAUUGUAGAAAACAGUAAUGAAGAGUGGAAAAAGGAGAAGGUAAAUAACUCGCAGUCCCAUACGCUAAAGAGGCUAAAGGAGGGCCUGGCGUACAAAGUUCGCGUGGUUGCUAAAGACCACUCUGAUCAAAUGGUCCACAGUUCGGAGGAGCUUUUCGUAACCGUUCCAGCCAUGACCAGUAGGCAGGUGGACAUUGCUACACAGGGCUGGUUCAUCGGCCUCAUGUGUGCCAUUGCCCUCCUCAUCCUCGUCCUCCUCAUUGUCUGCUUCAUCAAGAGAAACAAGGGAGGCAAAUACCCAGUAAAAGAGAAAGAAGAUGCACACGCUGACCCAGAAAUCCAGCCCAUGAAAGAUGAGGACUGUACUUUCGGAGAGUACAGUGACAAUGAUGACCAUAAACCAUUAAAAGGGAGCCGCACCCCGUCCAAUGGCACGGUAAAGAGAGACGACAGUGACGACAGUUUAGUUGACUACGGGGAUGGCGGCGACGGACAGUUCAACGAGGACGGCUCGUUUAUUGGGCAGUAUAGCGGAAAGAAGGAACGGGACACAGCCGAGUGCAUUGAGAGCUCUGAAGCACCGUCCCCUGUUAAUGCCAUGAAUUCUUUUGUGUAACGCGAACCCGAAACGGGGAAGCGUGCCACAACAAAUGUUCCGACAAGCUGACUGAUCGCGCUGUGGACAGACCCUCUAUUGCGUGCACAUUCUAAUAGACACUCAAGCAGAUGGAGGACAGUCAAAGAGACAAGAACAUUUGCAAGGACACAGGCGAGGGGUGGGGGUGGGGGUGGGGGGUUGGUGCAGAAAGGAAGGAGGAGAGAGAUGGAUGUAUUGUAGGUUAUUAAAUGGACAAGCAGACCACAGGCUUUCGAGAGUCUUACAUAUUGUAUAAUUAACUUUAAUUUUGUUCAGUUUUCAGCUAGUGUUGGCUAACAUCUGACCAUCUUCUGCUCAUCAUUUCCACUGAAUGUUAGUGGCAUUAGCACAAUUCAAACAUGCAAAAUUAAACAGACCAGUGACCUUAAGUGGUUGUUUUGCAGGCCUACUUACAGUGCAUCCUCUACAACAUGGAAUGCCUUCAGGUUCUACAUAGAUAUUACUGUAUAUGAAAGGCAGAGGUUUAGUAAUGUACAUUAUUGUGAGAAAACUGAAGUUAUUAUCUCGUCUUUUUUUGUGAGAUGGCAGAUGUUUAUAUACAGGUGCCACAAAUAGGUAUAUUAUUGGACACUGGGGGUGUAGGAAAGAGUGUACAUUUAAGUGCAGUGAACCCUGAUAAAAAGACUGAAGAGACCCUUGGGUUAAAAAAAGCCUAAUUUUCACCUCCACCUUGGUUAUAUUUCACUCCUGAGAAGUUCACAUUGCUGCUGCACGUUCAGCCAAGGAGGCACUAACCCUUGCAUGACCCCACUCUCAGAGCCCCAUCUUCAUGACCUUGACCUGCAUGUGACCUUAUGUGGUUCCCAUGGCAACAAGAGUGGCCCACAGCAGACAGAUGAGGGGGAUUGUGGAAGGACCAGUCUCAGUCUGUCGUGACGGUAUCCCUUCAGUGUGAGGGACCCAAGGAGUGCAGUGUGGCCUUCAGCAUAUAGUGCCUUUGUAGAGAGCUCUGCUUCUAGAUUCCUUUCCAAUAAGCUUCAGCUGCUGGGCUCAGUACCAGUUUCUCAUGGACAUAGCUUUGGCAUUGUAUGGUUGAUACAGGCUGGCUGUGACUGCAUAUUCUAAUCUGUAAUACUAAAGAAAUUUAGGUGACGAUAAGGUGCCUCUAUUGAAUACUAUGACUAUUGGCACAUGCAUUUUUAAUGGUUCUGUCCACCCUUUUUGGUGUCUAAAUAUCUGGUUUGUGUGUGUGUGUGUGUGUGUGCGCGCGUGUGUGGGGGUGUGUGAAUAAGUGUGUAGGUGAGAGCAAGUAAGACAAAUGCGGUGAAGGAGAGAUAUGUCUGUGUUUACAUUUGGUUUCAUACAAUACUUUUUUCAAAUGUAGAAUUCCUUGUCCAUUUCUUACAUCAACAUCAACGACCUUGCUUGGGGAAUGGAAUUGACUUUUGUGAUUUGGUUUUUCAUAACUUGCAUCAAGUUUUAAGUUUGAGUUCGGCUGUAUGCAUUUUAUAUGUAGAUAUGUUAUUGUUUUGUAAAUAUUUGGACUUGUUUGGGCUUAAGAAACAGACAGGAAAGCCUAACAAGGCACCAAUGAAAGAUGCAGAUGGUAUGACCUGUUGAUGGUGUUGUGUUCAAUAUUAUCUUCUUUUUUUCUGAGCAUCGUGUAUUGCAAUACGCAUAGUGGGUGGUUUCUCAACACCCUUUCAAAGUGGUUUCCAAGAUUUCUCAGCUAUGACAGUAUUUCUUUUUUUCAUACAGCUCCUCUAUAUGUAUGUAUGCUAAAAUAAUAAAAUUCUGGUAAUUUGCCACAGUCAUGUGCGGUAUGGGGCUUGGGUUAAUAGUUGUACAGGCUCCAAAGCAGACUGCUUCAUGGAAACAGGUCUCAUGGCAGAGGAACUGUGGAUAUGUCGGGAGUGAACUUGUUUCCUUUUUCCCAGGGUGAAUUGCAAGCAUGUAAUUGGUGUUAAAGGUGAAUGCCAGUGAUUUUCUUUUUAUUUGACAUUUUAUUUGCUCAUUCAGAAGUAAAUAAAUACACUAAGAGCAUUUCAGAAUAAACGGGGCCAUUCUAGAGGAGGCCAAGUGUGUAAAUGAUGGCAGUAGAGUAACAAAUGGGUUUAUACUCUCUAAACAUCACUACAAGCACCAUUACAUGAGGCUUUUGCAGGAAAUGGAACUGCUGAUGUGCUAACUAUUUCAACAAGUGACAAAUGGGACUGAAGCACCUUUUAUUUGUUGUUAUUGUGUCCCUGCUCUGUAAAGGUAGUCUUUACAGAAAAGCAAGCAAUACCAGCGGAAAAACCCGUAGCCUCUAGAAUGGUCCAAUUUAUUCUGAAUAUUUUUUCUGAAACCUUCUCAAAACAUCUGUGUAUUUCUUGCUGAGCAACAAAUCGUGUAACUUUGACCUAUAUCAGGCAUUUUCCUUUUAUGAGUCCCUUUGCAAGGCCGCAGCCCUGACUACCACCAUGUUCCACAAAGUGCCAGUGAGGCUUACUGCCAUAGCGUUUCUUCCUGGAUGCCCUGUGGAUUGCUUAAUGUGUAUUGGAUUUUGUAUUCACACUGAUGACACCAUGUUAUUUUCUGGAGUUUACUAACAGUUUUAUUUUAUGUGUUCUUUUUAUUUAAGUUCCUCCAUAUGAGAGUUUGAGAAUGAAAUUUGAGAAAUUCUAAAUACUGUAUAAUAUUGAAUGAAUAAAUAUAAUUAUCUGUAAA
Clupea harengus (Atlantic herring) is the source of this 7729-nucleotide messenger RNA. RefSeq names its product neuronal cell adhesion molecule b (gene nrcamb). Gene Ontology annotation, cellular component: axon; plasma membrane. Gene Ontology annotation, molecular function: cell-cell adhesion mediator activity. Gene Ontology annotation, biological process: brain development; axon guidance; cell-cell adhesion. The record is from RefSeq and is a predicted model, not a curated record. The transcript has 33 exons. The coding region runs from base 1067 to 5038 and encodes 1323 amino acids. Lineage: Eukaryota; Metazoa; Chordata; Actinopteri; Clupeiformes; Clupeidae.